AUGAAGUUAGUUGUAUGUAUUAUCAUUGACAAAGAAGUCGAUGCUUUACUUCUUGUCGAACAAAGUCUUGGUCGAGGAUAUUGGUUUCCAUUUGAUGAAAUCAAACAAGGUGAAACACGAGCUCUUGCAGCUAAGCGAAUAACUAGCAAAUUAUGUCCAUACGAUUUUGAACUUGUCAAUGUACUUAAAAUUCGUUGUAGUGAUUUAUUACCAUGUUUACCUAGUACACAAACAUAUUAUCUCAUCACGAAGGGACGAUCGGUAGCACGUGCGAAUGGAACUAAUUUAGUAAAUUCAAUUUGGAUGAAUUUUGAACGAAUGAAAACAGCCAUUAAAAAUCGAGAAUUUCUUGGACUUGAACCCUAUUAUUUAUUAAAGAAUAUUCUCGAACGUCAACAAGUCAAUGGUUGGGAUGAUUUCAUAUCCGGUGGACAAAUAUUCGAAGAAUCAAUACUUCAAUUUAUUGAUUGUAAACAACCUGAUCCAAAUAAUCAAUUAAUUGCAUCGCCACAAGAACAACUUAUGGGUUCAGCUAAAUUUAAUACAAAACUACAAGAACGUAUUUUUAAAGAAUUUUAUUCAUUUACAUUUCCUAGUGAAUAUAUGAGCUUUCAAGCAUUUGUUGAAGCAAUGGAUAAUAAAUUAUCAACCACGGAAAAAACAAAAAUUCAAGCUUAUUUUCGUGCUUUUGAUGCUCAACAAAAAUCUUAUUUAACUUAUUCGGAUUAUUUACUUGGAUUAGCAGCAAUGGAUCCAAGCACUUCACACGGAGGUAAAACUUAA
Rotaria sp. Silwood1 is the source of this 783-nucleotide messenger RNA. The record is from the annotation of a GenBank genome assembly. NCBI's taxonomy places the organism in Eukaryota, Metazoa, Rotifera, Eurotatoria, Philodinida, Philodinidae.